Messenger RNA from Xiphophorus maculatus (southern platyfish), 3515 nucleotides. It is a transcript of the gene elmo1, whose product is annotated as engulfment and cell motility 1. The coding region runs from base 1 to 2223 and encodes 740 amino acids. The record is from RefSeq and is a predicted model, not a curated record. Gene Ontology annotation, biological process: actin filament organization; cell motility. The transcript is spliced from 22 exons. Gene Ontology annotation, cellular component: guanyl-nucleotide exchange factor complex; plasma membrane. Lineage: Eukaryota; Metazoa; Chordata; Actinopteri; Cyprinodontiformes; Poeciliidae.
AUGCCGCCGCCGGCAGACAUCGUCAAGGUGGCCAUCGAGUGGCCUGGGGCCUUCCCUAAGCUCAUGGAGAUAGACCAGAAAAAGCCUCUUUCAGCCAUUAUAAAGGAAGUGUGUGAGGGAUGGUCUUUGGGGAGCCAUGAAACCUAUGCUCUGCAGAUUGCUGAUGCAACAAAUUUCUACAUCACAGAAAAGAAUCGCAAUGACAUCAAAAAUGGCUCCAUCCUGCGUCUAACCACUUCUCCCUACCAGACGGCCCUCCAGCUUCAUGAACGGAUCCAGUCAUCCAGCAUGGAUGCAAAGCUGGAGUCACUGAAAGACCUGGCCAACGCUUCCAGGGACAUCACCUUCGCGCAGGAGUUCAUCAACCUGGACGGCAUCUCGCUGCUCACUCAGAUGGUGGAAAGUGGCACUGAGCGCUAUCAGAAACUUCAGAAGAUUAUGAAGCCAUGUUUUGGUGACCUGCUGUCCUUUACUCUGACGGCCUUCGUAGAGUUGAUGGACCAUGGGAUUGUCUCCUGGGAUACGUUCUCUGUGGCCUUUAUCAAAAAGAUUGCCAGCUUUGUGAACAAGACCGCCAUGGACACGGCAGUGCUGCAGCGUUCCCUGGCCAUCCUGGAGUCCAUGGUGCUCAACAGUCAAGAUCUUUACCACAAGGUGGCGCAAGAGAUCACGAUUGGACAGCUCAUCCCACACCUUCAGGGCACUGAUCAAGACAUCCAGACCUACACCAUCGCUGUUAUCAACGCUCUGUUCCUCAAAGCUCCAGAGGAGAAGAGACAGUUUGAUGAGAACAUUGUGGACAUCCUAAAUUGUCCCCUGACAGAGAUGGCCCACAUUCUAGCUCAGAAGCAGCUACGCUCCAUCAUUCUCACUAGUGUAAUCCGGAGCCCCACACCCAUUAAUGAUGAGAUGGCACAUCAGCUGUAUGUGAUGCAGGUGCUCAACUUCAACCUGUGUGAGGAUCGCAUGAUGACCAAGAUGGAUCCUCAGGACCAGGCUCAGAGGGACAUCAUCUUUGAGCUUCGAAGAAUUGCCUUCGAUGUGGAGAGCGAGCCCAACAACGGAGGCAGCAUCGAAAAGCGCAAAUCCAUGUACACCAGAGACUACAAAAAGCUUGGCUUCAUUAAUCAUGUCAAUCCAGCGGUGGAUUUUACGCAAAUUCCUCCAGGCAUGAUGGCUCUCGAUAACAUGCUUUACUUUGCCAAACACCACCAGGAUGCUUACAUCAGGAUUGUCCUGGAGAACAGCAGCAGGGAAGACAAGCACGAAUGCCCAUUCGGCCGCAGCAGCAUCGAGCUGACCAAGAUGCUCUGCGAGAUCCUGAAAGUCGGCGAACUUCCCAGUGAAAACUGUCAUGACUUCCACCCCAUGUUCUUCACCCACGAACACUCCUUUGAGGAAUUCUUCUGCAUCUGCAUCCAGCUGCUCAACAAGACCUGGAAGGAAAUGCGAGCCACAAGCGAAGACUUCAACAAGGUAAUGCAGGUGGUGAGAGAGCAGAUCAUGCGAGCGCUCUCUGUGAAGCCUAAUUCCUUGGACCAGUUCAAGAGUCGCCUGCAGAACCUGAGCUACACAGAGAUCCUGAAGAUACGUCAGUCCGAGAGAAUGAAUCAGGAAGAUUUCCAGUCCCGGCCCAUCUUGGAGCUGAGAGAAAAGAUCCAGCCAGAGAUCAUGGAGCUGAUCAAACAGCAGAGGCUCAACCGUUUGUGCGAGGGGACCUGCUUUAGGAAAAUCAGCAGUCGCAGGAGGCAAGAUAAGUUCUGGUACUGCCGGCUGUCUCCGAAUCAUAAAGUCCUGCACUAUGGAGAUCUUGAGGAGAGCCCUCAGGGAGAAGUCCCCCACGACUCUUUACAGGACAAAUUGCCUGUAGCUGAUAUCAAAGCUGUUAUCACUGGCAAAGACUGUCCUCACAUGAAGGAAAAAGGAGCCCUCAAGCAAAACAAGGAGGUGUUGGAGCUGGCUUUCUCUGUCCUCUACGAGUCAGAUGAAUACUUGAACUUCAUCGCUCCUGACAAGCAUGAGUACUGCGUAUGGACGGACGGUCUCAAUGCUCUCCUGGGAAAGGAGAUGACCAGUGACUACACCAAAACAGACAUGGACACCCUGCUCUCCAUGGAGAUGAAGCUUCGCCUACUGGAUCUAGAAAACAUCCAGAUUCCUGAGGCGCCUCCCCCGAUUCCCAAAGAACCUAGCAACUAUGACUUUGUUUAUGACUGUAACUAGACCUACACCCCACCCCAACCCGAAAAGCCUGAACCUCUCCGCCCCACCCCCCAAACCCACUCUGCACCGUCUGUAUUCACUGGACCAACCCCCUCUUUUCUCAAAUACUGGAAGAAGCGUAAAAAAAAAGUGAGUGAUAAUGAUUAAAAUGAACUCUAGGUGAGCUCUUGUUUCUUAUUAGAGCUUUAUCAGUGGAAAAAUGGUAAAUAUUGAUGUUAAUAUUUGCACUUGAUGGACUGAGGGAGUCAGUGCAGAGUCAUCAGGGUGGAGAAAAGAAGCCAGGGAGCGUUUGUUUGUUGCGUCUCCGCAUCGCCGCCAUCGCUUUCCUCCUGUGACCGAUGUUUCCAAACUUUCUCUUUUUUUCUUCCUUCCUGCCCAGCCUCUUGCUGUCUUCUUGCUUCUGUAGACAAAUGUGUUGAAAUUUCAUUCUCUUCACCUCCUUUAUUGUUGUUUUUUUUAGGUUUUUGUUUUGUUCUUUUUUUUAUUAUUAUUUUCCUCAGGGUUUUCUUGUGAGGGACAAAGAUUGCAGAGAUCAGGAUGACAAUUUUGUAAAUGGAGGGAUUUUGUGUCACCUCGUCAGAAGUAUUUAUAUUUUGUCACAUUUCCACUUACUUUGUGGCAGCUAAAUGUUUUGCAGCUGGCUGGAUCACGCCCAGCGGACCCAUAGUUCAUUAAAAUACUUCUUUGUCUUGCCCCAGUCUCACUUAACACGCACUGAAGACUGUUCAAAUAAGGUGAUCCUCAAAAUCCAACCACUUUACCACAGUAUUUUUUUAUAUACACAUUGAUGUUAUUGAAAACCACAGCUGCUCAUUACUCAUUGUACAUACGUACACAGUGGCAGUGCCAUCAGACAAGUGUAAGAGAGCUACCAUUGUUAGACAACAUACUCUCAUAUUUUUCCUAAUUUGAGUCUUAUUAUUUUUGUUGUUGUUUUGAUGACUGCUGUAAACAACAUUCCUAAGCAAUAUCGGAGCUUUUGUUUUGAUUUUUUUUUUGUGUAAUAUGGUCAUCAUUUAGUAAUUUUUAAAAUUGUGAACAGCCUGUUGUGGGUGUUUGGUAAAGGGAAUUUGACUUUUUCCAUUUCUCUCCACGUAUUUUUCAAACUAUGAAGGCCACAAAGUUAAGAAUUUAUGUAUUUUUUUAAUUUAAGACAAAAAAAGGAAGCAUCAUUUUUAUUCCUAGUAUGAUUUAUAUAUUUUUGUCCUUCCUAUUUAAUGCCUUCUUAUCUUCAUUAGAUUUUUUUCAAAGCCCCUAAAACUGCUGUUUACAUUAAAAAAUAAAAUUAAAAA